Molecule: messenger RNA, 2109 nt
Organism: Physella acuta
Lineage: Eukaryota; Metazoa; Mollusca; Gastropoda; Physidae
Cellular component (GO): nucleus
Molecular function (GO): zinc ion binding
Source: RefSeq, a predicted model, not a curated record
UCAAUAUGGCGAAUAUAUAAACAUGAAAAUGGAAACAAAUGUUUCGCAGCAUUAAAUCUCAAUACUAAUGAGAUUGCUAAAAAAUAGUAAAAAAUAUUAAUUUAAUGCUGACGGAAGUAAAAGCUGAAGGAAACGAUUUAGAAUAUUUAUUAAAAGUUUUGAAGCUGUCCUAAUUGAGUCAAUGGCUAAUACUCAACCAAGUGCUGGAGUUGACAAGCGAAAACAUCCAUUUGGAGACUUAGGUAAACCAACCCUUCGAGGAGUUCGCAAGUGUCCUAAAUGUGGAACUUUCAAUGGUACACGCGGAAUCAGCUGCAAGAAUAAAGACUGUGACGUUGUGUUUAAAGAAAGGGAAAGGAAAAAAGGCCAUAGUGCUGAGUCAGUGAAGAUUUUAACUGGUUCAAAUUACCAGCUGUUUUCUGUGCGCUUGAGAGACCGUGGGCCUGAUUACAGAGGCUUUGUUCAACUCCCAUAUAUACAAGAUGUAGACGGGAACCCGGCCACUGUAUAUGACACCAGUCUCCUUAUAGCCACAUCAAUGUGUUACGUUGAGAGUUGUAAUCGACACGAAACCCCUGAUUCUAGUACCAAUUUGAAAAUGGGAAUGGAGACAUGUGUUCAUAUUCGCUCAGCAAUAGAAUGCACUCAGCAAGCACAACCUAUAGGUUUAAAGAAUUCAAUAUUAAACAGUUUACAGGUAUCUAAUGAAAUGAGACAAGCUAUAUGGCUCCUAGCCACAGAAACAUCAGGGCCUGUUGUACAAAGGGUGACCAAAAAUAUCAUGGUAGUCAAAUGUAAAGUGACUGCUAAACAGCCUUUAGGAUUUUUACAUUGUGCUUUCUUUGAAACAAUGCGGAAUAGACAACAUCCCUACUAUAAGUUCCAGUGCACAUGUAGAGCAUUUAAGGUUAGAAAUUCACCAGCAAGAGAAGAUGUAUCUAAGCGUUGUGUGCAUUUUUAUGCCUGCAUUUGUGCUUUUGCUAGUGAUGAAAAAUUGAUGGAAGAAUUUUCACAUUAUAUAAAUUUAGAUCAAGUAGCAACUCUUAGCCCAGAGCAUCAAGUGCUAGCCAUGUACCAACAAGUGGAAGAUACCCUUACAGUCACUGCUGAUACAGAUGCCAUAGAAGUUAUUAAAUCAGAGGAGGAUUUACUGGUACCAGCGCCAGAUAAAAAGUUGAAAAAAGAAGACUCCAUUGCCCAAGCAAGCAGUGCACUUCUGACAUUACAAGAACAAAAACAGCCAUUACCAGUGAGUUUGUUCUCUGCCCAACAAGCCAGUCCAGUGAAGGAAACAACCCACGCAGUACAGUUUCAGUUUCAGCAGCAGACAACUAAGUAUCAAGCCCCCAAAAGAAUGGCCUAUCCAGCAACCAUAGAUGAGUACUCAGCCUCUGUCAGUUUCCAGCAGUGGUUGGCUAGUGUGACAGAAAGAAUCAACCAGACUAUGCACUAUGGUUUCUCUGGUACACCUGAUCCCCUAGUUUUUCAUGCCCCGCAAGUGUUUUUUGACUGCUUGCAACAAAGGAUUUCAGCUGGGACUAGAAAAAAACGGUUGCCCAAUUUCACCACAGGUUUUGUUAGAAAAGAAGCAUUACCACUGGGAACUUUUACAAAAUAUACAUGGCAUAUUACAAACAUUGCACAAGUCAAACAAAUCUUUGAUUCCCAGGAGAUAACACUGGAUCUCACUCGUAGUUUUGUAGAAAAUAGAGAUGGUACUUAUGAUCCUUAUGAAGCGCCAAGAGCUGAUGCGUUCAAUGAAACUAAAUUAAAAAAUCACACACCAAUUCGGCCUUUUGAAUUGAAAACAUAUUUGAAAGUUGGCCCAUCGAAUGAGCAGAAAGAAUCCACACCCUUUAUUAUUGAAUGGAUUCCUGACAUUUUGCCUCGAUGUCAUAUAGGUGAGCUCCGCAUCAAAUUUGAAUAUGGACAUCAACGUAAUGGUCAGAUAGAGCAACGAAAUCCAAGUGGUAUGACAUCAGCAGAUAUAUCUCUACAGUCUCAAGCCAUUCAACUUAGAGAAAUAAUGCCCAGCUAGCUUUAGCUCUGCCAGAGUGGAUCAUUAUGUUGGUAGAAAAUCUACCAGAGUGGAUCAUUAUCAGGGGCGUA